Messenger RNA from Blepharisma stoltei, 2711 nucleotides. The record is from the annotation of a GenBank genome assembly. NCBI's taxonomy places the organism in Eukaryota, Ciliophora, Heterotrichea, Heterotrichida, Blepharismidae.
AUGCUUAAUGGAAUGAUUAUUUCCAUUACUAGUGUAAUGUUUUUUUCUAAUAAGCUUGAUCUGUUUUGUGACCUUUUGAAAACAAUUAGAGACGCUCAGAGCCAUCACAAGUCCAAGGACAUCUGUAUUGGCAAUAUGCUCUGAUUUUACAUAAAUAGUCAAUAUUUUAAAAGUGCUUCAGUAACACCACAGCUUCCCAGCAUUGACCUAAAAUUUGAAGUAGAAUUAGAUUACGACCAUACUGACAAUGACUCUUAUGUAGAUACCCUCAUCAGUGGCUAUGAAAAAGAUUUGAAGCAAUGCCAAGAUGAUACCUCACAAUUAUUUCCUCAACCAAAAAAAGGGUAUGAAAACUACCCAAAGCAUUUAAGCGAGAACGAUAUGAUUUUAUCAGAACUGAAAAAUCUGGAAUAUCAAGAAGCCCUGAAAAGUUACUUGCUCCCUCGCCAAGAAUGAGAAUGGCUCUUUGGCUCAUUUAAUAAUACUUUUUAUUUUUUUUUUAUUUUGAAAAUUUUUCUAUUUAAUAGAAAAUUGCUAAUUUUGUUUUGUAUCAAACUGUAAAAAUUUAAUAGAAUUUAUUUAAAAUAGAAUAUUUUAUUUAUAGAAUUUAUCGAAAAAUCUCUGGUUUUUAUUUUAAUUUUUAAGUCUUACUUUGGCUCCAUGUCAAAUGAUCGUGCACUUUUUAUAAUGCGACAUUUCCUCGUGGAAAUUGGUCGAAGGUAUUUGGUGGUGAAAUAUUUGAUAAUAAACUGUUAAAAUUUGACCAAAUUGCACACUAUUAAAAAUUUCAGCCAAAUUCUCUUCGAUGAAUAAUCAAAAGUGCAGAUCAUUGGACCUGCACCCCUUACUUUAGGGGUAAUUAGAUUAUAUAGAAGAAAAAUCAAAGACAGAAAUAGUUGAAAAGCCACCAACACCUCCUCUCCAUGAUGACGAAUUUUUAUGCGACAUUUGUGGAGAUGGGGAUUACGAAGACGAUGACUUAAUAGUCAUCUGUUCAAUGUGUAAUACCGGCGUCCAUAUGAAAUGCUAUGGAAUUUUAAUUGUCCCCGAUACUGAUUGGUAUUGUAUAGCAUGCCAAGAGCGUCCAUCCAGCAGAAAUGAAAUCCGAUGUGCAUUGUGCCCAAAUAAAGGCGGAGUGAUAAAGCCCACGCUCCUCUAUACUUCUCCUCAGUCUUCAUACCCAAACUACCCCUGAACAGGAGAUUCAGAGCAGAUUUGGGCUCAUAUUUUCUGCAUUAUUCACCUAGAAAUCUCCUGCAUACAAGAUCAAGACUUAAUGUCAGAAAUCGAUCUUUCAAAAAUUGAUAAGAACCGAUUUCAGCUUAGAUGCCAAAAAUGCAAUAUAGCCCAAUGCUGCUUUAGCUCACCUGAGUUUUUUUAGUCAGCUAUAAAAAAUGUCAAACAAGCUAGAAAGGCAUUAUAUAGUCAGAGUUAGCUAAAAAUUGUACUAGGCUAUACCAAAAAUGGGGCCUGUGUACAAUGUCAUCAUGGUAGAUGCACGUUAGGGUUCCAUCCUUAUUGUGCCAAAAGCAAUUUUAUUAGUACAAGAGAUAAGACUGGAUUUGAUGAUAUGAACUGUUAUUGUGUUAAACACAGGCCACUGAAGCUAAGAAAACAUUUGGAAAGCUUAGAAAAGAAGACUGUGGAAGACAUAUUAUAUUUGGCAAGAGUUUUUGAGAAAUUUGAAGCUAGAAAAAAUAGGCAGCUGUCUGUGAAGAGGAAGAGAGUUGGAGGAGAGUUUUCUUAUGAUGAAAAAAGUGAGCUUAUAAAAAUUGUUGAAGAGAGGCUGAAGAAAGAAGAGAAAUCGGGGUUUAAAUUUAGCUUUAAUAUGUCAAAUACUCAGAAAAACCUAAUCUUCCCAUUUAAGAGCGAGGAAAACUGUCUAAUAGAUUUGUUUAUAUGAAAUAUUUUUAUAUAUAAUUAAUAGUUGCUAAACAAGAUCUCUAGAUAAUUUAAUUGAUAUAGACAGUAAGCAUCCUAAAACAUAAAUUUUAAAUUAGAUUUUCAAAUAUUUGCAAAUUGGGUUUUUAAAUCAAAAAAUAACCCUUUAUGAGCAAGAAAAAACUGUUUUUACUCUUAAAGGGGCGAGUAAGAGGGCAAGUUAAAGUGGUUAGGCCUUUAUUAUACACAGCUUUACACCCCCAAAUCAUUUUAUUAGAAAAAAUUAUGCAAGACUCUAUUGCAUUUGCUGUAAAAUUAGCAAAGCCUAUCCAUAAAUAUCUAGUAUAUUAGCAAGAAUCCUUGCUAAAUUCAAUCAAGCAUAGCAUACUUUGCCUGGCAGGAAAUUCCAAGAUUGCUAUAAAUGCUAUAACGACUCUAUCUUCCCAGUCCUUAAAGAAGAAAUUCAGCUGUUGGGUAAACCCCUAGUAAUUUAUGAGCCUAAUUUAAAAGGAAAAAAUAAACUGAAAAAAUUCAUGAAACCAAUAGGAGGAGCCAAAAGAGGGAGAAAACCGAAACAGGUCGAAAUCGGAGACCUCGUUAGCCAAGAGCUUCAUUGUGUAUGUAGGAAGCCAUUUGUUGAGGCUACACCGAAGAAAAAAAGCGAAACAGAUGAAGAAUACGAAGAAAGGAUAAAAGAGAGCCAAAUGAUUGCUUGUGACGAGUGUGGAAGUUGAUUUCAUAGUGAAUGUGUAGGACUGAAGAAGUAUGAGGUUCCAGAAACUUUUUAUUGUGUGGAGUGCUUGCCGAAAAAAGCGAAAAUAGAGAAUUAG